Molecule: messenger RNA, 2713 nt
Organism: Ceratotherium simum simum (southern white rhinoceros)
Lineage: Eukaryota; Metazoa; Chordata; Mammalia; Perissodactyla; Rhinocerotidae
Gene: PDXDC1
Product: pyridoxal dependent decarboxylase domain containing 1
Biological process (GO): carboxylic acid metabolic process
Cellular component (GO): intracellular membrane-bounded organelle
Molecular function (GO): carbon-carbon lyase activity; pyridoxal phosphate binding
Source: RefSeq, a predicted model, not a curated record
CGGCCAGGUACGGAAGCCUGGAGGCCCCGCCCGCUCCGAGGGCCCCGCCCCCGCCUCCCGGAGACCCGCAGAUUGCCCACCCCGCGGCAGCGCCGGGCAGCUCCUCCUCGUCUCCGCCCCGCGGUCCGCGGGCGCGGGGCACGUCAGCGCUGCCAGCGUGGAAAUCGCGGCGGGGCGCGGGAGGCGGAAGUAGCGCCCGGGGCCGCUGGACCUCCGUCGGGCUCCGCCGGCCGCCUCAGCCAUGGACGCGUCCCUGGAGAAGAUAGCAGACCCUACGUUAGCUGAAAUGGGAAAGAACUUGAAGGAGGCCAUGAAGAUGCUAGAGGACAGUCAGAGAAGAACAGAGGAGGAAAAUGGAAAGAAGCUCAUCUCAGGGGAUAUUCCAGGGCCACUCCAAGGCAGUGGGCAAGAUAUGGUGAGCAUCCUCCAGUUAGUUCAGAAUCUGAUGCAUGGAGAUGAAGAUGAGGAGCCCCAGAGUGCCCGAAUCCAGAAUAUUGGAGAACAAGGUCAUAUAGCUUUGUUGGGGCAUAGUCUGGGAGCUUAUAUUUCAACUCUGGACAAAGAGAGGCUGAGAAAACUUACAACUCGGAUACUUUCAGACACUACCUUAUGGCUAUGCAGAAUUUUCAGGUAUGAAAAUGGCUGUGCUUAUUUCCACGAAGAAGAAAGAGAAGGACUUGCAAAGAUCUGUAGGCUUGCCAUUCAUUCUCGCUAUGAAGACUUCGUAGUGGAUGGGUUCAAUGUGUUAUAUAACAAGAAACCUGUUAUAUAUCUUAGUGCUGCUGCUAUGCCUGGCCUGGGCCAGUACCUUUGUAAUCAGCUCGGCUUGCCCUUCCCCUGCUUGUGUCGUGUGCCCUGUAACACUAUGUUUGGAUCCCAGCAUCAGAUGGAUGUUGCCUUCCUGGAGAAACUGAUUAAAGAAGAUAUAGAACAAGGAAAACUGCCCCUUUUGCUUGUUGCAAAUGCUGGAACUGCAGCAGUGGGGCACACGGAUAAGAUUGGGCGUUUGAAGGAGCUCUGUGAGCAGUAUGAGAUAUGGCUUCACGUGGAGGGUGUGAAUCUGGCAACAUUGGCUCUAGGUUAUGUCUCCUCAUCAGUGCUGGCUGCGACCAAGUGUGAUAGCAUGACGUUGACUCCGGGCCCGUGGCUGGGUCUGCCGGCUGUUCCUGCAGUGACCCUUUAUAAACACGACGAUCCUGCCUUGACUUUAGUUGCCGGACUUACAUCAAAUAAGCCAGCAGACAAACUCCGUGCCCUGCCACUGUGGUUGUCUUUACAAUACUUGGGACUCGACGGGAUUGUGGAGAGGAUUAAGCAUGCCUGUCAACUGAGUCAGCGGUUGCAAGAAAGUUUGAAGAAAGUGAACCACAUCAAAAUCUUGGUGGAAGAUGAGCUCAGUUCUCCAGUAGUGGUGUUCAGAUUCUUCCAGGAAUUACCAGGCUCAGAUCCAGUGCUUAAUGCUGUCCCAGUGCCCAACAUGGCACCUUCAGCAGUCGGCUGGGAGAGACACUCCUGCGAUGCACUGAAUCGCUGGCUGGGAGAACAGCUGAAAGAGCUGGUGCCCACGAGUGGCCUCACCGUCAUGGAUCUGGAGGUGGAGGGCACGUGUGUGCGGUUCAGCCCUUUGAUGACAGCAGCAGUUUUAGGCACUCGGGGAGAGGAUGUGGAUCAGCUCGUAGCCUGCAUACAGAGCAAGCUGCCGGUCCUGACCUGCACACUGCAGCUGCGGGAGGAGUUCAAGCAGGAAGUGACAGGAACCACAGGGCUCCUAUACGUGGAUGACCCUAACUGGCCUGGAAUAGGGGUUGUCAGGUAUGAACAUGCAAAUGAUGAUAAGAGCAGUUUGAAAUUAGAUCCAGAAGGGGAAAAAAUCCAUGCUGGACUCCUGAAAAAGUUAAAUGAACUGGAAUCUGACCUUACAUUUAAAAUGGGCCCUGAGUAUAAAAGUAUGAAGAGCUGUAUUUAUAUCGGCAUGGCGAGUGACGACAUAGAUGUUUCUGAACUAGUGGAGACCAUUGCAGUCACAGCCCGAGAAAUUGAGGAAAACUCAAGGCUUCUGGAAAACAUGACAGAAGUGGUUCGGAAAGGAAUUCAGGAAGCUCAGGUUCAACUGCAGAAGGCAAAUGAGGAGCGACUUCUGGAAGAGGGGGUGUUACGGCAGAUCCCUGUAGUAGGAUCCGUGCUGAAUUGGUUUUCUCCAGUCCAAGCUUCACAAAAGGGAAGAAGUUUUAACUUAACAGCAGGCUCUCUGGAAUCCACAGAACACACAUAUGUCUACAAAGUACAAGGCACAGGAGUAACACCACCUCAGACCCCCUCAGGCACUCGCACUAAACAGAGACUUCCAGGACAGAAGCCUUUUAAAAGGUCCCUAAGAGGUUCAGAUGCCCAGAGUGAGACAAGCUCAGUCAGUCACAUUGAAGACUUAGAAAAGAUGGAGCACCUGUCUGGUGGGCCGGAGCAAGAUGCCCUGGAGGCUAACAGUCCUGAGCAACACCCAGGGACUCCCACCCCUCAGGAAGGCGAGCAGACUGGGGCCCUCCAGAACAGGGCCCAGCGCCCAGAAGAUGACCACCCACAGGUAGAAGAACCGGAGAGCUUAAGAUAAAAUUCAGUGUUUGCUUUGAGACUGUUCUGAAUAGUUUCAGGGAAGAUGAAAUUAUACUGAAAAUGUGAACUGUGCCAUAUGCUAAUACAAGAGAAAUUACUGUUA